Molecule: messenger RNA, 1722 nt
Organism: Apiotrichum porosum
Lineage: Eukaryota; Fungi; Basidiomycota; Tremellomycetes; Trichosporonales; Trichosporonaceae
Exons: 3
Coding region: 1-1722 (573 amino acids)
Biological process (GO): intracellular calcium ion homeostasis; calcium ion transmembrane transport
Cellular component (GO): fungal-type vacuole membrane
Molecular function (GO): calcium:proton antiporter activity
Source: RefSeq, a predicted model, not a curated record
AUGGCGUCCACGCCUUACACCGCCGAGCCAGACUCGUUCCACAUCCCCGCCCCCUCCCCGUCCCUCGGUCACGACAGCUUCACCACCGCUGAGGGCCUCGCCGCCGACACUUCCACCUCCACCGCCGGUGCAUCGGGCAUUGAUGGUGUGCGCCGCCGUGCCCCCGCCGCACGCGGCGUGACCAUUGAGCAAGGAGCGUCUGGCGACGGUGUCGUGGCCGCUGCGUCGCGUCGUAACACCGACCGCUCAAAUCGGUCCCGCUCCAAGCACUCUGUCGACCCCAACGCGCCCCUCCUCAAGCGUAUGACUACCGGUCUCUUCACCCCCGAGAAGCCUGUGGGCAAGGCCCCCGGCUGGCUGUCGAGUAUCAGGACUGUGUUCUUCAACUCGUGGUUUAACAUUCUCCUCGUCUUCAUCCCCGUGGGCUGGGCCCUGCACUUUGUCAAGGCCAACGGCAACUCCUCGAUCUCGGACACUGUCGUGUUCAUCAUGACGUUCAUUUCCAUCAUGCCUCUUGCGGGCCUCCUUGGCUUCGCUACCGAGGAAAUCUCGAUGCGUGUCGGCCAGACCAUUGGUGGUCUCAUCAACGCCACCCUCGGCAACGUCGUCGAGCUGAUUGUCGCCAUUAUUGCCCUUGUCAAGUGUGAGAUUGCCGUUGUGCAGUCUUCGCUUAUUGGCUCGAUUCUUUCCAACCUCCUUCUCGUUCUCGGCUGCUGCUUCAUUGCUGGCGGUUUCAAGUUUUCCGAGCAGACCAUGAAGUCGACCGCUGCUCAGCUCAACUCGUCGCUCCUGCUCAUCUCGGUCGUUGCCGUCCUCAUUCCCUCUGCCUUCCACUUUGCUAUCGGCAGCGACAACACUUCCAAGGACCUUACUGAGGCCGAGGAAGCCCGUGACCUUUUGUCGAUGAGCCACGGUGUCGCCGUCAUUCUCCUCUUCCUCUACCUGUGCUUCCUCGUCUUCCAGAUGUGGUCGCACGCCCACCUUUACGAUGACGACGACGUGUCCACUUCGGUCCGCUACAGCGACAACAUUCGCAACAUGCCCAGCCGUGUCAAGGACAACGUCAGGGACAAGGUCCGUAACAUUCGCCACCGCAACGACAGCGUGGACGAGGAGAGCGCCGUCGAGUCAAACGCCGAGCCCAAGGACCUUGUUGCCGACGGCGAAAACGUUUCCAACAACCAGUCGAACAACGGCGAGGAAGAGGAAGAGGAGGAAGAGGAGGUUCCCCAGCUCAACUUGCCCGUCACCAUCAUUACCCUCGUCGUUGUUGCCGUUCUCGUUGGUGUCACGGCCGAGUUCCUCGUCGACUCGAUCAACGGUAUGGUCGAGUCCAACCCUUCCCUGUCCGCCGAGUGGGUCGGUCUGGUCCUUCUCCCCAUUGUCGGCAACGCCGCCGAGCAUUUCACCGCCGUCUCCGUCUCGGUCAAGGACAAGCUCGACCUCUCCGUCUCGGUCGCUGUCGGCUCGUCCAUCCAGGUCGCCCUGUUCUGCAUCCCCUUUGUCGAGCUCAUUGCCUGGUGGAUUGGCAAGCCCAUGACCCUCCUGUUCGACCCCUUCGAGUCGCUUGUCCUCUUCUUCUCCGUCAUCGUCGUCAACCAGACCCUCGCCGACGGCCGCGCAAACUGGAUGGAGGGUGUCGUCCUCGUUCUCCUCUACCUCAUCAUCGCCAUCUCGUUCUGGUACUACCCCGGCACCAGCUCCAUCAUCGCGUGCACUUAA